Molecule: messenger RNA, 1393 nt
Organism: Oryza sativa Japonica Group (Japanese rice)
Lineage: Eukaryota; Viridiplantae; Streptophyta; Magnoliopsida; Poales; Poaceae
Source: RefSeq, a predicted model, not a curated record
AUUGCCAAACUGGUACUGCGUCCGUCCAUGCCAACAAAUUGCCAAUGCCAAAAACCCCCACCAUUCUGCCCUGCCCACCACCACAUGCAUGCUACUACUGCACACAGCGCAACGUCAAACAAAAUUCAAUUCCUCUUGCAGUCGGCGCCUCUGUCCCCCACACCCACCUGGCCACACCUAGCUAGCUUCCCCUAGCCACUAGUACUACCAUUCCUUUGAUCGAUCUCCAUCCCAACACAGUGAUACUAGUACUACUACUGGAAGAGUAGUACUACUACCUUCCCUAUCCUAGCUUUACUUUUUCGUUCUCCUGCUCGAUCGAUCGAUCACAGGUUGUGUUUCCUGAUGCUAUAAAUACAUGCACAUCCAUCGUCUCUUGUCCAGUCCACACAGCCAGUGGCAUCUCAGUCAGAGGAGAGCACUCUUCGAUCUCUUCUUCUUCUUCUUCUCACUGCAUUUUGUCUCUCUCCCAUCCCAGGCAGCAGCCACCAAAAUGGAUACGGCGAGGCGGCGGCCGCGGCGGGUGCCGGCGUUCGGGGAGUGGAACUACUACCACGGCGGGGACGAGCUGCCGUCGGCGGCGGCAGCCGGCGGGGCGCCGGACGACCAGGAGGCCAGCAGCGACGUCUGGUUCAGGUACUCGCCGGCCCCGCGCAAGCCGGCGCCCAAGAAGGCCAGGAGGAGGGCGGCGGAUAAUCGCCAGAAGCCCGUCGGCGGAGGCAACAAGCGGAGACCGGCGAGGACGUCGUCGUCGGACUCCGGGGCUGCGACGGCGGCGUCGAACACGCCUGCCAAGCUGCAGCAGGCCGCCGCCACAGCGAAGGUGGCGGUGGUGCGGCGGCCGCCGGCAGUCGAUGCCGACCUGUACCAGGUGCCCCCGCCGGACUUCCUGCCCGGCGAGCCGAUUCGAAGGAAGAAGGCAGGCAGGAGCAUGUGGAUGGGCUGCUUGGGCCUCAGCUGCUGAACUGCAUCACGCAAUCACCUAAACAAACUAAAGUCUAAUUCACAGUGUAUUUUUUUUCCAAUUUUUUUCUAAUCUUGAUAUCUACAUAGGAGUCGUAUCUAGGAGUAGUAGUAGUUAACUUAUUUAAGUUUAUCUUUGCGUUGUUUUUUGGUUGAUUUCAUAGCUAGUUUCUGAUCCUCAAGUACUAGUACUACAACUGCACUGUAAUUUACUACUAGUAGUAGUUGUUGGAUUGUGUAACUGUCAUAUUGUCCUGUAUCUGUGAGGCCGGUAAGAGCGCGGUGAGCUGGACCGGUGCUACGCCCCUCCACGUCGGAUUUGUGCGUACGUGGAGCGAGAGCACGCGCCCAACUAGAGCACCUCGCCCUCUAACUGAGGCACGCGGUUCCUUCUCUAGCGAAGCCACGCGCGGCAAGAAACCGAGGCGUG